Messenger RNA from Daldinia childiae, 1215 nucleotides. RefSeq names its product tRNA wybutosine-synthesizing protein 2. Lineage: Eukaryota; Fungi; Ascomycota; Sordariomycetes; Xylariales; Hypoxylaceae. Gene Ontology annotation, molecular function: S-adenosylmethionine-dependent methyltransferase activity; tRNA methyltransferase activity. The coding region runs from base 1 to 1215 and encodes 404 amino acids. Gene Ontology annotation, cellular component: cytoplasm. The record is from RefSeq and is a predicted model, not a curated record. Gene Ontology annotation, biological process: wybutosine biosynthetic process; tRNA methylation. The transcript has a single exon.
AUGGAUUCGCCAAAGAACAAACCCAAACGCAAAAGACCACCACCCCAAAAUCCAAUUGAGGCGGCAAUUAAAACUUGGUCUCAUGCCAGCGCUUUGGCUCAGCAUCAGCAAUGGGAUUUUGAUGAACUCGUUGCUCAUACCCCGAAAAGAUGGACGGUGUACGAGCCAAUGGUGCUACUUCCAGCAGGCUCUUUUCAUACAGCCACGUGGAAACAGUUGCUCCCGGUCCUAUCCGAUGAGCAAGUCGAUCUCUUGUGGGUCCAGAUCCUGGCAGAGAUCUCUAAGAGGACCGGAGGAACGCGCCUCACGCAUCUAGCCGUAAACGAAGGGAUUCCUGCAGCCCUCCGCCACAGCCCAGGGGAAAAUGCAGCGGGGGAUAAUUCUGCGCCGGAGAACAUAUUGCGUAGCCCAACAGGCCUUCAUAUCCUGCAUGGGGAUUUUGACCCCGCUUCUGCUGAGGACACAACGCCGGAUUUCGAGCACGCAUUCUGGGUUUCAACGAGGCAGAAUGGUGUAUUCCAGACGUGGGCGCCUCGGUGGACUAUGUUCAGUCGAGGGAAUAUCAAGGAAAAAGCGCGGCUACUCGAGUUUCAUGACAAUAGGCACAUGGAAGAUAGAAAGUCGCUAGAGAAUACCUGGGCAGUCGACCUAUACGCGGGUAUCGGGUACUUUACCUUCUCGUAUGCGAAGCUAGGCAUGCGGGUUCUAUGCUGGGAACUGAAUCCGUGGAGCGUGGAGGGCUUGCGCCGCGGUGCCAAGGGAAAUGGCUGGUCGGUACGAGUUGUGAAAAACGAACAUGACCUCACAUUACCGAUGGAGGAGCUUGUAAGCGGAGGCGAGCAGAUCAUAGUCUUUCUUGAAGAUAAUAGGCACGCUGCGCAGAGAAUCAAAGAGCUAAGCGAACUGGAUAUAUCCCAUGUUAACUGCGGCCUAUUGCCUACCAGUGAUGCCUCAUGGGGAGACGCCUGGGAUAUUGCAGGGCGCAAUAAAGGACAUGAAACGUGGAUUCAUCUGCAUGAGAAUGUAGGGGUGGCAGAUAUUGAGAAACGAAAAGGAGAUAUCGAACAGUAUUUCUUGAGUUUAGCACCCGACGACAACGGUAAUACUGACAGAACCGCACGCGUAGAACAUACGGAGCUUGUCAAGACAUUCGCGCCGGGAGUUUGGCACUGCGUAUUCGAUCUAUACAUUACAAGGUCUAGUAGUAUAAUAUGA